Molecule: messenger RNA, 2499 nt
Organism: Biomphalaria glabrata
Lineage: Eukaryota; Metazoa; Mollusca; Gastropoda; Planorbidae
Exons: 3
Coding region: 287-1090 (267 amino acids)
Source: RefSeq, a predicted model, not a curated record
UUUUUUCCUCGUUCGUGUUUUCUGUUAUGAUAGCAAUCCUCGCAGUGUCGCCUCGACUGGCACUCCACCAGACCCACACUGACACUCCACCAGACCCACACUGGCACUCCACCAGACCCACACUUCCACGCUAGUCAGAGGAAGAGAUAAAUUGGAGAAAAUAUAAUAAAAGAAAGUCGACAAAAAGACUCUGCGCGUAGCUGUGAAGUUGUCAAAAUGGCCACUUCUCUUGUGAUUCGGGGACACCACUGACUAGCAAGAGUAGUAAAAUAUUAUAUCUUCUCAGAUGGAUGAUUCUUCCAACAACAGUCUUCACCCCACCGGUUUUAUCAUCUUCCUGCUUCUUCUAAGCACCUUGGGUAUGGUCUGGACAGUGUCCUGCAGCUGGUUGACCGGUAGAAAGAAAAGACAGAGGGUCGGGCACAAUGCGGACAUCACGGAUGGACUUGUGCUUCAGAUCAAUAGACCUGUGUGCGUGACAGUGACUAGACCCCUCAGUCCAUCAAUCAAAAGCCCAAGAAAUAAAACCAUUGAACGUUAUUCAAUUCCUGAGCAGACUCUUGGCACAGCUUCUGAGGACCUUCGCAGAUCUCUUCGCCUGCCAACCAUAGUAGUUACCCCGCCUUCUCCAGUGGACACAAUCGCUGAAUUGUCUUCCCUUGGCUCGGGCAGUAGCAUUGGGAAAGCAGACGACCUCGUGAUGAGCAGUGACGAUACUGACAUCCCAGAGCCCUCUGGCGGCUACCAAUCGCCGUCGCAAGAUGGGAGGGCUUUUUAUCGCGGAGCUGUUGUUCGCGACUCCAUGCGAAACAGAAUGAGUGGACUUUACUCGACCCCCUCUCUUGAUUCCCUCGAAGGGGACAUCGGCGGCUACGAUUCUGAGAAGUCGGGCACCUUUCCUUUGUCCGCCUUAGAAUUGAUCACAGCAUCUCCUGCCAUCAUGUUGCAUUAUAUUCCCAGAACACAUUCUCAGCAAGAUCGUGCAGAUAGCAUCACAUCUACGCAACAGAACACCUGUUCAAACCCCAACCACUGCUUCCAAGAGUCUGACACAAAGGUACCAACGUAUCAAACUCCUGAAUGUUCCUGAUAUCACCCAAAAUUCAAAACUCACUAUUCAAAAGCACUAUAGUUAGCUUUAUCUUUGAUGAAGUGCAGUCGCCAUAGUUUCUGUACAAAUCCUCUGUGUAAUGAAUCCAUUCAAACUGGAGACAAAUGUCUUGUAUUAUUCACCAUUAUUUUGUGGAUAGCAUACUUUCGGAUUUACCUCUUAGCGUCAAUAUAAUCACAAAACAUGGGUAACGUUAAUUUUGACAGUUACAACCUGUUUUUUUUUUUAUGAAAAAUAUUAACUUUUUAAAAACAUGUUUGUAUCAGCUCUGUAUGUCAGUCCGGAAAAAUUGAGAAAGCACUUUACUUUUUCAUGACAGAGGCUGCAAACGAUCUUUCAGCUCAUCAGUAAAAAGAAAAAAAAAGAAAAUUAUAUGUAGCAUUCAUACUCUCUCUCUCCCGCCUUGACUACUGCAGUGCUGUUCUGGCAGGAAUACUGAUGACAAAAUCGCUAAGCUGCUGAUAAUUCAGAACAGAGCCAUGCGCCCUCGUAGUUUCAAGUUGUGCCCCGUUUUUCCCUCAAAAGUUACGGUUUGCGGAAUGUUUUCAGUCCAUGGUUUGGAAUUUGAAGAAGCCACAUGCUUCACUGCAUUCAAGAAGAACAUUAAGACCUAACUGUUCAACCUUUAUUGAUUUAAAAAUGCAUGGUAUAAACAAAUCAAGACUUACAGAUCUAUAUUUAAAAAAUACGACGAUAAAACUGUCUAUAAACUUGAAUCACUUAAUAAGCUAGAUGUGAGACGUAAUUGUAACGGUGUAUUUACUAUUGAUAACGUGCCAAUAUCGAUAAAGCAUAUUAAUCAAAAUAUGAAAAGAAUAAUUAUCAACGGAGUGUUUUUACAAUGCACAAGGCUUGGUGCUUAACCGAUUGGCAGAGGCGUCACUAGUGAGUGAGGCUUGGUACACUGAGUUGAAAUCUUAAGAUGACAUGUGUGUGAACAGCUGCACUGAUAUAUUUAAAAUGGGAUACUUAAAGUGUAAAAUGUCAUGCUUGUAUCUAUAAGCCUUAUAAUAGAUAUGUAUGCAUGAAAGGCCUAUAUAGUAUAUAAUAUUUGUAAUACGCUUUGUUACAUUUCCUUUAACGUAACAUUUAUUCAUUAUUAUACUAAAAGUUGGAAUAUAAAAUGAAUGCUUGUAGAUCGAGCGAUUCGUGCAAUACAUUUAAAUUAGUUUCUGUCAGGCCAUUUGUCAAAUGCUUGUUAAUAUCUAAUCAAGCGAUUCGUGGAGUCAGGAACGGCUUAGGCAAACUGGGCAGCCGCCUAGGGCCUCCGAUUGAUUGGGGGCCUCGCACAGGAUAUAAGACAAUUUUGAGAGAAGAAAUAACUAAACUUGUGCCUAAUGUCAUUGUUAGAGUACACUAGGUUUUAAUAAAUCGCAUUAUUUUUUUCA